Messenger RNA from Pogona vitticeps (central bearded dragon), 670 nucleotides. The record is from RefSeq and is a predicted model, not a curated record. NCBI's taxonomy places the organism in Eukaryota, Metazoa, Chordata, Lepidosauria, Squamata, Agamidae.
UUAUGCUCCUUUAAUGGAUCCUUUCAUAGAUCUGGCAGUUUCUUACACGGGGAUACAUCUUGUAUGACCAAAGAAACACUCAUUUGGGUCCCAAGCCGUAGUAAAUGAGCACCAUUUUAAUAAAGCUGCAUUUUCUGUCUCAAGUACCAAAAUAACUUGGCUUUGGAUAAUAAGCACCUCAACUGAGCAAACAACAGAAGGUGCCAUUUGCUGCUGUACCUCAGGCAGCAAAAUGUUUUGAGCUAUCCUGGUCAAGCCUCACAGCUUGGAGGGAGGGGGACCAUUGCCCAGUUCUGGCAAAAGGAAGAGGAGUAUGCGCAGGGCCGAAGGAUUCUGGAGACCUUGGGUCCCCACCCCGAAAGAUGCGGAGAGGCAGCGCAGGCGGGACCACCGGGCGUUGUGCAGCCUUUCUGAGACUACAGAAGACGCCGCAAAACUCACACAAUAUAUACACCCAGUCAGGUUAUUUUGGCCCAAAUCAAGGUGCUUUGAUUACUUGUUUAAUGAAGCAGAAGCACUUCUGAGAAACUUUCCUGUUCAGGCUACAAUUUCAUUUUAUGAAGAUUCAGAAAGUGAAGAAGGUGAUGAUGAGCUGGACCAUGACUCUGAAGCAGAACUAGAUUGUUAACCAUACAAAAGCUAGUCUUGCUGUUUGUAUUCAUUAAUUUAA